Messenger RNA from Ramularia collo-cygni, 483 nucleotides. RefSeq lists its product as uncharacterized. The coding region runs from base 1 to 483 and encodes 160 amino acids. Lineage: Eukaryota; Fungi; Ascomycota; Dothideomycetes; Mycosphaerellales; Mycosphaerellaceae. The transcript has 4 exons. The record is from RefSeq and is a predicted model, not a curated record.
AUGCGUCUCCUGACUCCUGUGCUUCUCGCCGUGACGGCAAGCGCCAGGGUCAUAGGCCGCGCCGGUCUCUCCGACAAUGAUUCACUCCAGAUUUCCCGGCUACUCUUCAAUGAUACCGAAACAGGCAAUACCACUCUGCGAUUCGAUGUCUACAAUCCAGACCCGCUAAGCAAAGCCAACACAACAUGUUCUGGUACCUGGCCGCACGAUACCGCAUAUCCUGUAGACUACACUUUAUGUCAAGACGGCAACUUCACAUGGCGACUGGAUGAAUACUCCGGCGUCCAAUCCUUCACCCUCGGGUUGACACAUACCUACGAAGAUCCUGCCAUUGGCGACCCUCCCUACGACACACUCCGCGUCUUCGCAAUGGCAGUCAUGAACGAAACCGUGCUGGUGUUGGCGUCUGGAAACGGUACGACCACUGCUAUGCAGUCUAAUGGCACGAGCACGAACGCUCCAAUCUAUGCUAUAGUUGCAUAG